Coccidioides posadasii C735 delta SOWgp is the source of this 2562-nucleotide messenger RNA. RefSeq lists its product as uncharacterized. The record is from RefSeq and is a predicted model, not a curated record. Gene Ontology annotation, biological process: carbohydrate metabolic process; glycoprotein catabolic process. Gene Ontology annotation, molecular function: beta-mannosidase activity. NCBI's taxonomy places the organism in Eukaryota, Fungi, Ascomycota, Eurotiomycetes, Onygenales, Onygenaceae.
AUGGUGCAAGACGCCGCUCGUCGAGCAAUCUUCCCAAUUGACCAAAAGUGGGAGUUCAAGCAAGCAAACGAUGAAGGUGGCAAGUUUCUUCCCGUUGCGCAGUUCCCUACAAACAUUCACUUGGACCUCAUGCAGCAUGGUAUCAUUGAGGAUCCAUUCGUUGGAAAGAAUGAAGAGAAGGUACAGUGGGUUGGAGAAAAAGCAUGGGUGUAUAGGACCGCGUUUUCCACGCCUCCAGGCCUCAAUACUGCGAUUAAAGCAGUCCUUGCUUUUGACGGUCUCGAUACAUACGCCACGGUGAAUCUCAAUGGGAAGACAAUAUUGAUGACCGAAAACAUGUUCGUUCCAGAAAGAGUCGAUGUUACUGAGAUACUCAAACCCAGGAACGGCGAGAAUACGUUGGAAAUUACGUUUGAGAGUGCAUUUGAGAUCGGAAAGAGGUUUCAGGAAAGGCAUCCCGAGCAUAUCUGGGGUUGUUGGAAUGGAGACCCAAGCAGAUGCGCCGUCAGAAAAGCGCAGUAUCAUUAUGGGUGGGAUUGGGGGCCAAUGCUCAUGACAUGUGGGCCCUGGAGACCGAUCAGGCUUGAAACUUUUACGUCUCUUAUCGCUGAUCUAUAUUGCCGUACUGACGUUGACAAAUCUCUCGAGAAUGCUGAAGUAGCAGUGACCGUUGAAGUGGAGGGAGAAGGGGACGAAGUAAUUCUACAGCUUCUCUACCAAGAUGAUACGAAGGCCCAAAAGUCCGCACAUAUAGAUGCCGGCGUUGCAACUGCGACAUUUCUCAUCCGGGAUCCUCAACUUUGGUACCCAGCAAAAUAUGGGGACCAGCCGCUAUACAUUGUACGUGCAAUCCUACGAGGAAGCGGUAUAGAGUUGGAUAGCGUAUCCAAGCGAAUUGGGCUCCGCCGAGCGAGGCUAGUACAAAGACCAUUAGAUGAAACUUCCGGUGAAUCAUUCUUUUUUGAAAUCAACAACGUCCCCGUUUUCUGCGGGGGCAGUAACUGGAUCCCGGGAGACAAUUUCGUCCCGAGAAUAUCGCCCGAGAAAUAUCGAGAGUGGCUGCACCUAGCUGUUGACGGCAAUCAAGGAAUGGUCAGGGUCUGGGGCGGUGGUAUCUAUGAAGAGCAAAUAUUCUACGAUACUUGCGAUGAGCUAGGCUUGCUUGUCUGGCAAGACUUUUUGUUUGCAUGCGGGAACUACCCAGCGUACAAAAGCUUUCUCGAGACCGUGGAACGAGAAGCUAUAGCCAAUGUCAAACGCAUUAGGCAUCAUCCGUCUAUCGUUAUUUGGGCAGGGAACAAUGAAGAUUACCAGUAUGCGGAAAGUGAAAAGCUGGAAUACAACCCAAGUGAUCAGGAUCCGUCUAGCUGGCUCAAGUCAUCAUUUCCUGCUAGGUACAUCUACGAGAAACUGCUGGUUGAUGUCAUGAGUAUGUAUAGUCCUGACACUUAUUAUCACUUUGGUUCUCCAUGGGGAGGCAAAACCAGUGCCGAUCCACUCGAGGGAGACAUCCACCAAUGGAAUGUCUGGCACGGGACCCAGGAGAAAUAUCAAAAUUUCGACAAGCUGUCCGGUCGGUUUGUUUCGGAAUUUGGUAUGGAAGCCUUUCCCAGCAUCCAAACCAUAGACUCUUACCUCCCUGGCGGGAACGAUGACCAUGACAGGUACCCACAGUCUUCCACCGUUGACUUCCACAAUAAAGCUGUCGGGCAUGAGAAACGAAUGGCUUUAUACAUGGUUGAAAACAUCAGGUACAAUUUUGAUCCCUUCGAGCAAUAUAUCCAUUGUACGCAGGUAAUGCAGGCGGAAUGCUUGGCCACUGCUUAUCGGCUGUGGAGACGCCAGUGGAAGGGGUUGGGGAAAGAAUAUUGUGCUGGUGCAUUGGUAUGGCAGAUGAACGACUGUUGGCCAGUGACCUCAUGGGCCAUCGCGGAUUACUACCUCCGGCCCAAGCAUGCAUACUACGCAGUUAGACGGGAGUUGGCACCUAUAAUCGUCGGCCUCAAACGCCCAAUGGGAGAGGCAUCAAAUGCUGGGUCAGAUAUGCGAAAAAUCGAUAUAUGGGCAUCCAAUUUCACACUUGAGACCAAAGAGGUGCAAGUGGUCGUGAAGAUCUUCGACAUUGUCACAGGAGAAGAAAUACAUGUUGAGACUCUCUUUGAUAGUUUUGUUCUAGAACAAAACCAGAGCACUGAAAUUACACAAUACAAGAUCCCGCCCUCCAUAGGUGAUAAAGGAGGGACAACAUUCCACCUGGUAAUAGCGGCAUACCUCUUUGAGAGCGGAGAACAAAUUACACGAUCCAUCAACUGGCCAGAACCGUUGAAAUACGUACAUAUCCAACGGUCGAGCGAGCUGAAAGUGGCGCUUUCCAAAGAUUCAAGCCAAGUUCAAUUAUCGUCCUGCAUUCCUGUGAAAGGCCUGGCGCUGUAUUCCCAGCGAGAAGCCGUUAAGUUUGAGGAUAAUUGCGUUGACCUCGUCCCUAAUGAAACGCUCCACAUUGGCGUUCGUGGAUUGGAAAAGGGACAAGAAAAUGAAAUUUCGGUUCGAUUUCUGCUAUAG